CCGGCCGAGCGGGGAGGGGCGGGGCGCGCUCAGGGUGCGCGCGUGCGCAGUAGCUCCCGCCGGCCAUGGGUGACGCGUCGCGGAGGGCGGAGUCGGGCACUCAGCUACUUGCUCGACUUGAGGGCAGAAGUUCUCUGAAGAAUCUUGAACCUUAUCUGUUUGCUGAGGAAGGAUCUCCUGUUCAUGGAGAUGUCAUUGAAUUCCAUGGUCCAGAAGGAACAGGAAAAACAGAAAUGCUUUAUCACCUAAUAGCCCGCUGCAUCAUUCCAAAAUCAGGAGGAGGACUGGAAGCAGAAGUCAUGUUCAUUGAUACGGACUACCAUUUUGAUAUGCUUCGUCUAGUUACCAUUCUCGAGAGCAGAUUGGCGCAAAGGACAGAAGAAAUGAUAAAGCAAUGCCUGGGAAGGCUUUUUCUUGUGAACUGCAGUAGUAGCACCCAGUUACUCCUCACUCUCUACUCUUUGGAAAACAUGUUUUGCACUCAUCCCUCUCUCUGCCUUUUGAUUUUAGAUAGCCUGUCAGCUUUUUAUUGGAUAGACAGAAGCAAUGGAGGGGAGAGUCUUAACUUGCAGGAGAUGAAUCUGAAGAAAUGCGCCAACUUUCUUGAAAAGCUUGUGAGGGAGCAUCACUUAGUCCUCUUUGCAACAACACAGACACUUAUGCAGAAAUCUACAAACUCUGCAGAAAGCUUUUUUCCUUUAAAACUUCAACAUGAAACUGAUACAGACUAUAGACCUUAUCUUUGUAAAUCAUGGCAACAAAUGGUGACCCACAGGAUAUUUUUCUCUAAGCAGUGCAGUCCUAGCAACAGCAAAGGUUUUACCGUUAUUUCUUGCCACCUUAAAAGAAACCAUGUAGUAAAACGUUCAUUUAAUGUUGCAGAAUGUGGAGUUCAGUUUUAACUUCAGUUUGUUUUUUAAACGUGUAGGAAAUCCUGGUGCUUAAGGCCUGAUUAGGUCUAAGUCAUUUUUAGUACCUUUUAAACAAGUUGGUUGUUGCUGGGUGAUUCAGAAUUUCUGUCACCAUUUUCUAAAAAUUUAGUGAAAGGCAGGAAAUGGUAAAAUUUUUGAAUUACUGUAGACUUUCAGUCCAAACUAGCAAAGAAUGUUGAAAUUACUUGUUUGUGCUUAAUGCAUAAAGAGAUUAAAUCAAGAAAAUUAUAACCAAAGACAUUCUAAACUCCUAGUAUCGUUCAGUGAUCUAACGUAUGUGAUAUGUGGCCAAAUGCAUUCAUUUCAUUUCUGGGUCUUACUGCUUUCCACUCCUCCUCUUCCAAGCUACAGAAACAGGAGCCCAGUCGUUCAUGGGGGAGACUGCAAAAAGGCGAGUGUUUGCUCUUUAUAAAUAUUGGUCUUGGUUCAUUCCCAGUAGCCUGGGGCAUCUGAAAUGCAUUCACGACUUUGCUUGAAGAAGAGGAUUCAUUUUCACAGGCUGUUAAAUAGUGGUAAUCCUGACCGUGCCUCUCCAGGCUUGCAGCCGCUCUGUUUACGUUAGCAUGUGCUUGGAGAAGCAAGAAGUGCAGGUGUUUAGACCCUUAGAAGCAGCUAAGUUUGAAGAGUCUACAGCUAUGGCAGAAAUGGAGGCCUGAUUUCCGUAACCGAAGAAAAACUGAAGACCCAUUGCUGGGUACCUGUGAGUUUGUGCCACAUGGAGCAAGCAGUUUAGUCUUUGAAACUAAUGAAGUGUAGGUCAUGGGUUGUUCUGGGUGUGGGGGGGUUGUUUGUUGGUUGGGUUUUUUUUAGAUGUAUGCACAGACAUAGGUUUUUUUUUCUCUGCCCUCCCUCAUUAUUCCCUCCCACUUCUUUCCCUUCCCCCACUCUCUCUAAGAAAUCCAGGAAUGCCAUGCCUCUGGUCUUUACCAAUAUGUAUUUGCCACAUGUAGAACAUUUGUGUGCAGGAUUUGGCAUGCAACAUGUUGCAAUUCUGGCAAAGAAGAUUCAGAACUUAUGGGAAAUGCCCUACAGUUCUGGCAAAGAGUACCAUAUUAUUU
Molecule: messenger RNA, 1990 nt
Organism: Chroicocephalus ridibundus (black-headed gull)
Lineage: Eukaryota; Metazoa; Chordata; Aves; Charadriiformes; Laridae
Gene: XRCC2
Product: X-ray repair cross complementing 2
Exons: 3
Coding region: 66-902 (278 amino acids)
Biological process (GO): double-strand break repair via homologous recombination; DNA strand invasion
Cellular component (GO): centrosome; Rad51B-Rad51C-Rad51D-XRCC2 complex; replication fork
Molecular function (GO): four-way junction DNA binding; ATP-dependent DNA damage sensor activity; ATP binding
Source: RefSeq, a predicted model, not a curated record